CAAACUCAUGUAGAUUUUACUAAUGAGUUAAAAUUGAGCAAAUUAACUCUUAAAAUUACAGAGAGACGUGAUCUAGAUACACAAUUAAGAAAUUCAAUGAUCUGAUAUAAUUUGUGAUAUAAUUGCUCGCAUACUCGACUAAUGGUGGGGAUGAGAUAUAAUUUUGUUUUGGCACGUGUCAAUGUUUGCUGCUGUUAAUCAUAUCCAUACCAUGUGCCAAAACAAAAUACAUUUAAAUCCCACAGGCCCACUAGUGGUCAUGCCAAAGAAAUAGUUGAUAGGUCUAACGAUAACCAAUAUUUGCAGUGAGAUGAGAUAUGAAAGUUGACGUAGGGUUGCCUGAUGAGCUCCUCAGUCCUCUGUACCCUAAUAUUGGUCUAGCUGGACUGAACCUCAAGAAUCCUCUACAUUCCUCAAUAUGGGAUGCUUUCUCCACCAACAUGCACUCGGACAACGGUCCUGGCCGGUACAUGCUUGUAAAGGACUACAACAUGUUCCCCAAACGGAACGAGGGGACCAACAAGCCACCACCAGCAGGUAUUCUACAGAGAGGAUGGUUUAACAAACAUCUCAACCUCAUUCCUGCUGCUGUGAUCCUGUUUUACGAGCUGGACUGGAACGACUCGCACUGGGCAGAGAAGCAGCUGGACUGUGGACUCCAGCUCAACUAUCUGAGAUCAGGUCUGGGUAACAGAGCUACUAAGUUAGCUGUUGUGCUUAUCCAGAAGAAUUCGCUGCCCGCUGGUGAGGAUGCCCUUGCGGUGGAACGUGCGACUAGUCUGUGUAAUGCUUGCGAGCUGAUGAGUAAUUCUCUUUUUGUUCUGCCCGUACUUCAUGCUGAUCAUCUCGUUGGUUAUGUGAUACGGCUACAGAACGUGUUUAUUGACCAGGCAGUCAUGUACUACCUUAACGAAACUAAGAGAAUAAAGAACAACAAAGAUACGUUAAACCGUCCUAACUAUCAGCUGCUUCAAGCUCGUCAUCUCAUCAAAGUGAGCUUCUUUCACGAGAUAAGGAAAGAUAUACCAACCGCUCUCAAGCACUACAACAUGACUUAUUCUCAACUUCUUGAGACCAAGGUUUCUAACAAGCACCAAAUAAAGAUUCUCUGUGGUUUUAUCAACUUUAAGAUAUGCCAGCUGAGUUUUAGAACAGGUGCCCCGCUGGAUGCUAUAGCACAGUUUGAUCGGCACAUCAAACAGUUCAAAGAGCACACCGAGCCCCCCGAGCUUCAGUUUCAACACAGACAGUGGCUGAGUCAUCAGUUUCAGUUCUUUGGAGAUCUCUUCAACGAUGCCAUCUCUGCUGGUCUGACUGCUCUGCAGACCAAACACCCGGGGUUCUACUACCUUCAAGCUGCUCAGUACACCAUACAACGGCGACAAUUAUCCGACCUCUUCAAGAGUGAGGUAGCAGCUCUUGUAGCCGAGGGUAAACAGGUUAUUCAACUCCCAGUUACCAAAUACUUUGGGCAGUUUCCUUGGGAGUUGGAACAUUACAAUGGUGCCAUGACCAAUGGUAAUCUAGAUGCUGACGAUUGUCUCUUUACCAUCCAGCAACUGGAACUCGACAUUGACUAUUCCCGAAUAAUCAUCCCGCUUCUCAACAAAGCCGUGGGACAGUUCAAACAGUACAAACCAACAAGAAUGAAGCGCCAUCUCAUGUUGGAGAUGGGAAAUGAGUAUUACCUAGCAGGAGAUUACGAGAAGGCUUUCUCGAUUGCAAUGUGCGUUCUGGGCGAGUAUCGGAGAGAAAGGUGGUGGAGUCUGCUUACUUCAGUCCUGGAUUUGUGUUUAAAGUGUGCUUACUUAGUGGGAAAUGUGCUGGAUUACGUCGCUAUCUGCUGUGAGUUGAUAGGUAUCAACAUGUUGAAACAUGUUGACGACAAGGCUGACCUGCAGAAUAAUCUGCUGGGUAUAUUAGAGGGUAAAGUACCGGACAUGAGGGAGGGAGAUGAGAGUACUCGACAACUUUGGAGCAAGACGCUAGCAGGAAGACAGGAGUAUGUGGUGGAAAUGACCAAACUCUCCUCCUUCCUCUCCUGCUCAGCCUCCUUCGCCACUAACAGCUUCCAAGUUGACGAGAUGAUCCAUUUUAAGGUUCAGUUUAUCAGUACUGCCGUGCUGCCGAUGAGUUUCAGCAAAGUGGUUGUGUGUUUUGACAAUAAGAAGUACGAUGAGUUAGCAAUCCGAGAGGAGGUGAUCGAGUUGUCAGCUGAUGCUCCCGUUACUCUUUCUUUUGAGAUGGAGCCCUUCAGUAACGAUGCUGCCUGCGUGUUGAAAAUAUUCUCUAUAAAACUUUACAUUGCGGGAGAAAACUCGAUAGUGUUGCAGUUUGGGGAUGUAUUCCCAGUUGCUAAGUGCAAGAUAGUGCCACGUGUGGCACGUGCUACCACCUCACUUGCCUUUAAAUCUCCCGUUCUGGUGGGAGAAUUUCAACAGCUUACAGUUAACUUGUCAAAUAAUGAAGAUUGCAGGAUCUCCAAUGUUAUGUUUUGUGUUCAAGUAAAGUCUGCUACUUAUGCGGCUGAGAUUUGCAAGCCUAACAACAACUCUUUUGAGAAUAAGCUCGAUUUUCGUCUAGACUGCCUAGAUCCUCAAGAAUCUUCUGACACUUCCUUUAUUAUUCGCUGUAACAGUGAAGCUAAAUUCGACCUGUCGUACGUGUUAUCAUACUCUAUAGCUCUCAACAACAAGACGUAUUUGUGCGAGUCAAGGAAUGAUCUAGUACUUUCAAGUGUUGCCCCAUUUCACAGUUCUAUUUCUCUGAUGUCAUCCAGGUGUGACCCAAUGGAGACUCUACUAACCUGUGAUCGGUGUCUUAUCUUUAACGAGCUCAGCGCUUCUCAUGAUAGCUGUAUCGAAAUCAAGGACAUCAAAUAUGAUAUAAACCCAGAAUUUAUUUUCGACGAAGCACCAAACGAAAAGCAGUUUUCGUUGACAAAACACAAUGUCCUGACGGACUGUAUUACAAUACAGCCUAAGUCUCCCAGCAAAAACACGAAUAUAGGGUCGGUUAGUGUAACAUGGCGGCGGAACGACUCAGUUCAAACCUUCACAACAACAAGCUGGCCACUUCCCAUCGUCUCCGUGAACAGUUUACCUGUAUUUCUAACUAAUACACUGCCCUCUUUUGGAACUCUGUUCGAUCCCAUCUCAAUCAGGCUGUGUGUUGUUAAUAUCAGUAACUAUGUGCAGGAGAUUGACAUUGUGGCUGAGCCUGGGGAUUUGUUUAUGUUUGCUGGACACAAGCAUUUGAGAUGUAAGAUACUACCCAAUGACAAGGUUUAUUUACAGUAUCAACUUGUGCCCCUGAAAUCUGGACUUUUAUCAAUGCCUCAACCGGUUAUAAAGCUGUUGCGGCAUCCUGAUAUUGAAACCUCUGCACUUACUAACAAACUAACUAAAUCAAUAUAUGUUAAACCAAAGGUUUUCGUCGCUAAGUGAUAUCGGUGAUUAGAUUUUAAUCUUUAGGUUGAGAAUAAUAUAGGUGUAAUUUACCCAGUUAAAGUGUAAUUGUGUCCUGUUUGCUACCAUUAGCGCGCUUGUUUAAUGAACUCGAGUUUCAUCAUCAUGUGUAUAAGUCUAUUAUAAUUGGACGGAUAAAUAUUUACAAUUGACCAAAUAAAUCUGUGGAUAAUCUGUGGAAAUAAGGAUAUAUCUGCUAAAGUUUUACACAGAAUAUCGCAAUGGGAAAGUUUAUCUUGAGCCCUUAAAACCAUUCCGUGUUUACGUUUUCAGUUUUGAGAUUAGUUUUACGAUGUUGUGAUUGUUUCAGAUAUGUUGGGUACUGAUUUCUUAAUAAUUAUUUUCAAGCUUGAUCGAAAAUUGUUAUCCAAAUUCUCGCCUUAUAUAUUAAAAUCUAGUAGUGAGAUGCAUAGAGUUGCAUAAAAAUCGCAAAGCAUGAAAAUAUCUGCACAAUAAAAGUAGAAUAUUUAACUGUCUUGUACGAUGAGGGCUCGUUUACGUUUUUACAUUUUUCUGUAGGUAUUUAGUCGCCGAGUCUAUUGUCGGAUCGGUUUUACCAGUGAUAACUAAUUUCCCUUGAAUCUUACUAAUUACCGUGAUAAAACACGCUUGAAUCAGAUGAUGCUGUAAAUGUUGAUAUCGAUGUUUUGUCACCUCAUAAGGCUAUGUUUACUGAACAGACUUUGUGACUAAAUUUUCUCUAUUCUUAAUUUGUGAAAUUUGUGAAUCUUGAUUUGAUAUGAA
This is a messenger RNA of Bolinopsis microptera, 4211 nucleotides long. RefSeq names its product trafficking protein particle complex subunit 11-like. The coding region runs from base 318 to 3446 and encodes 1042 amino acids. The transcript has a single exon. The record is from RefSeq and is a predicted model, not a curated record. NCBI's taxonomy places the organism in Eukaryota, Metazoa, Ctenophora, Tentaculata, Lobata, Bolinopsidae.